AUGCCUACAGGCCCGGAAGGCUUCACAAUCAAGAAGCCUGAGAAGCAAGAGCUUGAAAAAAAGGUGACGUGCAUUCUGGAGCCGCAUCUGGUGUCCCUGCAGGCGACCUUGACUGAUGAGCUGGAGGGAGCUAUGCAACGCCUCCUCAAGGCUCAGGGGCAUGCGAGAAGCUCCAACACAAGGAAAUGGAAGGCAGUUUCUGGCAGAGAUACGCUAGAAGUGCCAGCCAACUUUGUCAGAUCUACCUCAGCAGAUCAAGCUCCUGGACAGACUGGCCAAGAAGCCGAUCUUCCAAAGGAUGAAGAUCUGCCAAUGGCGCGACGUACUUGCAAAAGGCGCUGGACCACAGCUACGGGAACCAUAGGAGGAGCUCUCAGUACUGCUGCCGUUCUGCGGAUCGGAGUUGCAGGAUUGGCUCUGGAGGGCGACACACCUGUAGCAUCCACUGUUGCAAGUGCAGCGGCAAGUGAGGUGGCAAGCGAAUGUUCCGAAAUGUCAAGAAGGCCAUCACUGAAGGAUAACGAUUCGAAGUCAUCACGGAGCAAGCCGCGAAUUACAUUUGAAGGGAUGGAAGGGACAGCUGCUAAUUGUGAGAGUGACGGGGAGGAAAACGAGGAUGCUAAUCCGCGCAGUGACAAGGGCAGUGACACUUCAUCCGUCGCGUGGCGAGCUGAUGCAUUGGAUGUUGGGCAAAACUUGGCUGCAGAAGCUGCUGCGAAGAAGGGCACAACCUCCGUGGAGUCCAUCGUGGCUUUGGUGCAGGUUGACCGAGAGCGCUGGGAAGAGGAGAAGCAGGCGCUGGAAGCACGGAUAGAAGAGUUGAAGGCGCAGCAGCGCUCGUUGCAGGCCACCAAUCAGCCAGAUGAAGAAAAAGAGGCACUGAAGAAGGAGUACCAGGACUUGCGCAAGGCCAUGAAGGCUCGAAGUCGAUUUGGCGCCUGGGUGUGCGCAAGACACAUGAUGGAGAGCGAAGACGAGGAAACUGACGCAGAGAAAGAGGAACUUCGGCGCAAAAUGUCAGAACUUUCUGCAAAGCUGCGAGCGGCCAAAGCCGCUGCGGGCGCUGCCUCCAGUGAGUCCGAUGUAUCACCAAGCCGAAGGCGAGCUGGGUUAUUUGCCAAACAAGAGCUGCUCAAUCGCAGGAUUUUGACAAUCGAUUCCCGAGGUUUGCGUAAACAUCGCAAGGUGGAGCUCAGCAGCGUUGAACCACAGCGGGAAAAGAUGCUGCUGCUGGAAGGUGGUGCACACUUUUUUCAAUGCAGAGAAGAGAUUGUGCAGAUUGUGCAAAUUCUGCUCCAAUGGCCUCCUGAGACAAUUUGCCGCCUUGCCCCAUUGCCAGCACGUCUUGCCUGGAUAGGAGUGGUAUGGCAACCGGAUGCACAGAAGGAGAGGCUCAAAAGCAUUGUAAGCGCAGCAUCAGAGGCUGCUUUGGAUGAGCUGGAUGCAUCCUUGGAGAGGCUGAGGAAGGCCCGGUCCCCAUCGACCACCCAAUCAUCAGCGUCCAAAUUCAGAAGAUCGAACUCUGAAAAAGUGACGCCGACGAAUGAAUCUGGAAGAGGGCGAGACCAAUUCAUCGCUCUUUCAGGAAGAGAGGCUUUGAAGAGGAGCUGGACUACAUCCCUGUCCACCAAAGCAGAAGAGAUUGAGAAGCCUCAGAUUGAAAGUGAAGAGGAGGAGGAGGAGGAGGAAUUGCCGCAAGGCAGAAGACCCAGAGCCAGCAGCGACGCAUCUUCGGUGGGGAGAAAGAGCGACACAUCAUCUGUCAAUUGGCGUGCUGAUGCCUUGGAUGUGGGAGAGAACCUGGCUGCUGAAGCAGCUGCAAAGAAGGGCCAUACUUCCAUUGACUCGAUUGUCGCCUUAGUUGAGGCAGAGAGAGAGAGGUGGGAUGAAGAGAAGCAGGCUCUCGAGGCUAAGGUGGAGGAGUUUAAGGAGCAAUUGCGGUCAAUGCAGGCUCAGCACAGCCCCGAUGCUGAGAAACAGGCCUUGAAGGCUCAAUACCAAGAGUUGCGCAAGGCUAUGAAAGCGCGCAGCCGAUUCGGCGCUUGGGUUUGUGCAAGGCAUAUGAUGGAAAGUGACGAUGAGGAGCCAAAUGCAGAAAAAGAGGAGCUUCGCCACAAGAUUUCUGAGCUCUCAGCAAAGCUGCGUCGAGCCAAAGCAUCUUUGGGCGCUGCCUCAAGUGAAUCUGAUGUAUCACCAAGCAGGAGGUCGCCUGGAAUCAUGCGACACAGAUAUUCAUAG
Molecule: messenger RNA, 2238 nt
Organism: Cladocopium goreaui
Lineage: Eukaryota; Dinophyceae; Suessiales; Symbiodiniaceae
Source: the annotation of a GenBank genome assembly